AGAUUUUGUUUUUCUUUGCUCAGAGUGCAGUUCGCGGUUGUUCGUUUGCCCGAUCUCUUAUAGGUAGUAUGAAAGCGUCUGGUGGUUUUGUGUAACGUGAGGUCGCGACAGCAUUUCCUUUGCCUACAUGGGAUUCUCAGAGGAGUACAUCACAGAAUUUAUGAGGAAGAUCCUAUGAUAGGCUUUGCAGCUGCACAACCUCAUUCAGAAGAGAAUGGCUUCAGGAGAUGAAGUUUCAGAAAAGCACUGCUGGGUGUGUUUUGCUACUGAACGGGAUGACAGGUCAGCAGAAUGGGUAAGCCCUUGCAGAUGCAAAGGUAGCACAAAAUGGAUUCAUCAGUCCUGUCUACAGCGCUGGCUGGAUGAAAAGCAGAAGGGCAAUGGCUCCUGCAGUGUGACAUGCCCACAAUGUGGCACUGAAUACAUUAUAAUGUUCCCUAAACUUGGCCCUUUGGUAUAUUUUCUCCAACAGCUGGAUCGUGCACUGUCCCGGUUAAGUCCAUUUGCUGCAGCUGGUGUGGUGGUUGGAACGGUGUACUGGUCAGCAGUCACUUAUGGAGCGGUAACGGUAAUGCAGGUGGUCGGCCACAAAAAGGGUUUGGAUGUAAUGGAACGAGCUGACCCUCUUUUCCUCCUCAUGGGUCUCCCAACGAUUCCGGUCAUGCUGGUUCUUGGCAAAAUGAUCCGCUGGGAGGACUACAUCAUACGUCUCUGGCAGAAACACUCUUCCAAACUUCAGUUGCUAAACAGCAUUAUGCCAGGUAUUGGAAGACCUGUCCCUCGUCUGCCAGCUGAAGGCACCUAUGUUAGUGACCACUUGUCCAUGUCACGCACUCUGUGUGGUGCCUUGGUCUUUCCCACUAUUGCCAACCUGGCAGGUCGCCUCAUGUUUCGUAGAGUACACUCCAAUUUGCAGCGUACUGUACUGGGUGGAAUCGCUUUUAUUGCUAUUAAAGGUGUCCUCAAAGUGUAUUUCAAACAGCAGCAGUUUUUAAUUCAAGCCAAUCGGCAUAUCUUGAACUAUCCAGAGGAAGAGGACGUGGAUAACAGAGAGGAUGAUUCUUCUGGGGAGAAUGGAGACAGUGGCAAUGAGUAGCACCUUCUCAAAACUAGUGGACCUGUUUGUGGAAAUGGACAUAAUACUGAGCCCUGGUUUCUGAGGGGAAAAGGAAUGUUGAUAAAUUGCCUCAGUAAUAUUUAUUUGAAAAUUUUCCAUCUUUUGUCUUUACUUGACAGCACUUGUACAAAAUGUAUAAUCAUUGUCACUAUUUUUUGCCUUUGGAAAAAAACAGUAAACAGUCAUAUUGUAUUACUGGCAUGUUUACAUAUCCUUUCUAGUCACAUUUUUCAAAUGUUUGUAAAAAUACAUAUUUUAAGAAUUAAGUGGAAAAUAUGAAAAAUACAUCAAUAGAUAGAAGAAUAUAGGUGACACAUUUUUUCCUUUAAUUUUGACAUUUAAUAAAUUGAUUAUGUGUUGGGAUAUACUGAAAUUUAACAAGUUUAGCAAACAAAUUGAUAUUGUUUAUAUAGUUUUUGUUAGAUAUAAGACCUAUCUGGUUUCUUCCAUAGUAUACUUUUUUUUUCUUUUUUUUUUGUCCAGUUUCCAUAUAUUCCAUGGAUUUGAGGUAGCAAUACUCAUUUAUGCAUGCAUCAGAGAAAGUCACCCAGAUCAAAAUUGUCAAUUUUAACACACUAUCGAGACUUUAGUGGUUACAAUAAUAUAUGAGAAAAAAAUUAAUACUGUCCCUUAACAUGUGGCAGUGUGUGCAGUUCAUAAAGCUUUUUUUGUUACUGUUUAAUCUUUUGUCAUAUACCCAGAAAGUGAAAUAAUUUAGUAAUGUUUAUCUGUGUUAGAUACCAUUCUUAUUUUUAUGGGUGGUGACAGAAAAAGUCAACCCCCAUGUCACCAUGGAAGCUAUAAUCAACAAAAAAUAGUGGAGUAUUAUAUUGCAGUGCAUCUAAAUUAAAUAUACUGUAAGUAUAACUGUAAGUAUGUUUAUUACCAUUUGGGGAAGUAAAUGCCUUGUUCAAAUCUA
This is a messenger RNA of Polypterus senegalus (gray bichir), 2036 nucleotides long. It is a transcript of the gene marchf5l, whose product is annotated as membrane-associated ring finger (C3HC4) 5, like. Gene Ontology annotation, molecular function: zinc ion binding. The coding region runs from base 215 to 1096 and encodes 293 amino acids. Lineage: Eukaryota; Metazoa; Chordata; Cladistia; Polypteriformes; Polypteridae. The record is from RefSeq and is a predicted model, not a curated record. The transcript has 7 exons.